This is a messenger RNA of Ostrinia furnacalis (Asian corn borer), 4468 nucleotides long. Its product is annotated as SH3 and multiple ankyrin repeat domains prosap. The coding region runs from base 254 to 4468 and encodes 1404 amino acids. Gene Ontology annotation, cellular component: dendritic spine; postsynaptic membrane; postsynaptic density. NCBI's taxonomy places the organism in Eukaryota, Metazoa, Arthropoda, Insecta, Lepidoptera, Crambidae. The transcript is spliced from 28 exons. The record is from RefSeq and is a predicted model, not a curated record. Gene Ontology annotation, molecular function: ionotropic glutamate receptor binding; synaptic receptor adaptor activity.
UCGGUCGCUAGUCGCGGGUGAUAACUCUGUGCGAGCAGACGUGCACGCUCUAAUCGGGUGACGCCGCGCGUUUCGAUCGCCUUAAUCGAAGUUAACGCGAUUAAAAAACGCUCCGGUCUGUGCUUUUGUGUGUAACUAAGUGGAUUCAGUGCGAAUCGAUCAUAGAUGGUGUGUGUGUGAAACUAGUUUUGUCUUACUGUGCAAUAAAUCUGGAUUUUUUCUUCUGCGACGGUUUUUGUGAUGGCGUAGCGUAAUGGAGGGAGAGUGCUCGGAGGGCGCGGAGGGCUGGCUGUUAGUGCGCGUGCACGUGCCCGAGCUCAAUGUGCAGAAGAGCCUGCAGUUCCCGCGGGAUCAGCUCGUGUGGGACGUCAAGCAGCAGUGUCUGGCAGCUCUGCCUAAGGUGGCCUCUUGGUACAGGGAGUUGAAGGAAAGCUUCAACUAUGGUCUCUUCUGCCCUCCGGUUAAUGGCAAGGCCGGCAAGUUCUUGGACGAAGAACGCCGGCUUGGCGACUACCCCUUCAACGGACCCGUUGGCUACCUUGAGCUGAAAUACAAGCGGCGAGUCUACAAGAUGCUGAAGCUUGAUGAGAAGACGCUGAAGGCGCUGCACUCACGCGCUAACCUACGGCGCUUCCUCGAGCACGUGACGCACGCGCAGGUCGACAAGAUCACCAAGGCCUGCGCCAAGGGGCUCGACCCCAACUUUCACUGCCAAGAGACGGGCGAUACACCUUUAACGAUAGCAGCUGGCCUAAAGUCACCGGGGAAGGUUUUGAUAGCAUUAGUAAAUGGAGGGGCUCUUCUAGACUACCGAACGAAGGAUGGAAGCACUGCCAUGCACAGAGCAGUCGAGAAAAACUCUCUAGAAGCGGUCAAGACGUUGUUGGAACUGGGGGCUUCUCCGAACUACAAGGAUGGGAAGGCACUGACCCCUCUAUACUUGUCAGUGACGAAUAAGACCGACCCACUGCUGUGCGAGACCCUGCUGCAUGACCACGCGACCAUUGGCGCCACCGAUCUACAGGGCUGGCAAGAAGUUCACCAGGCAUGCCGCAACGGGCUCGUCCAACACCUAGACCACCUACUAUUCUACGGCGCGGACAUGAACGGUCGCAACGCGUCGGGCAAUACGCCAUUACACGUGUGCGCGGUGAAUGCGCAGGACUCGUGCGCGCGGCAACUCCUGUUCAGAGGGUGCGAUAAGGAGGCGCUGAACUUCGCCAACCAGACGCCGUAUCAGGUGGCAGUUAUAGCAGGAAAUUUAGAACUAGCAGAAGUAAUAAAGAACUACAAAACUGACGAAGUUGUGCCGUUCCGGGGCCCGCCGCGGUACAACCCCAAGCGGCGGUCGGGCGCGUGGGGCUGGUGGGCCGGCGACCGCUCCUCGCUGGCGUCGUCCACCCGGAUACCAGAGCUGGACGCCAUGCUGCGAGCCGCUGCCUCGCCCUGCAGUCUGGAGCGGCCAUUUUCAUCAGCUUCGUCCAGCAUCAGCGACGCGAGUCAUCCAAGCCAUGAAGACGAUGCGAGCAUUGUGACAGAUAAAAGCGCGGGCGACACUAGCGACAUCAUCUCGGACUCGAGCGGCGUGGGCACGUCCAACUCCGACACCACCACGUGCUCGCUGCAGGCCGCCGCCACCACCGUGGUGUGUCUGCAGCCUUACGAGCCCUCGCAGCCCGGGCAUAUUCGGCUGAACCAGGGCGAUAUUAUUGAAGUGUCCAGCGCGACGGAUGACGGAUACCUGGAGGGCACGGUGCGCGGCUCCGGCGCCGCAGGACUCUUCCCAGCACACUGCGUGCAGGAGGUGCGCCUGAGACAGAACACGCACUUGCACCAGGUGUUAUCAUCAGGUCCAAUCCACCACUCCCGCGUAACAGGGAGACGGGAAAUGGCCCUCAGCAAAACGUACAGCGCCACCGCGCCUAGGAUAAAAAAGUCAUAUGGCAACAUGGAGACAAGGACAGUGGUGCUUCACCGCGCGAAGCGAGGCUUCGGGUUUAUUCUGCGGGGGGCGAAGGCGUCAUCGCCUCUGAUGGAGCUGCGCCCCUCGGAGCGCUGCCCUGGACUUCAGUAUUUGGAUGACGUGGACGCUGGGGGCGUGGCUGAUAGAGCGGGACUGAGGAAAGGAGACUUCUUAAUAGCUAUAAAUGGGGAAGACGUAUCGGCUGCAUCUCACGAGCACGUCGUAGAACUGAUCCGUAGUUCAGGCGCGCUCGUAUCCAUGACUGUCGUCUCACUCGCCGCAGGGACGGAGGGCGGCGCGUGCGCGGCGGGUGGCGCGCAGGCUCAGUUGUCCAGCUCGGGUCGCCCCUACGCGGCUACUUUGCCUAGAAAAGCUGCCGGCGGAAGGAGCCCUGCGCCCGCGCCGCCGAGACGCGAUCCGCGCACCACGCUGAGCGUCGGCAGAGCGAGGGCCAAGUCUAUGGUCGCUGGACUAGAAAAUGGUGGAGAAAAGGAGGAAAGUUGCGAACCUUUAAGUGUGGCUGGCAAAUCGUCAUCAGCUGAAUCAGUUCAGCUUCAUGGUGGUAGUAGUAAUAGUGGAACUCCAAUGUCUGGCACGCCCGUGGCCCCCAGAACGGCGUCGAUACGGCAAAGGCCCGCGUCGGGCCGCAUCACGGCCGCCGAGUUAGAAGAGCUCUUCCAAAGACAAGCUGAUGCUGCUCCUGACCUCGGCGGCAACAACGCGAUGAUGACGCGGUCAGCAUUCCAGGGCGGGUCCAAUUCACCGCCGUACUCGCCUGCGCGGGGCAACGGGUCCGGUCGGGUGUACGCCUCUGUGGCUGAGAUGAAGCGCUCGAGGGGCAAAGCGUGGGGCAAGGCGAACAGUACAGCGGGGGCGGUCGCGAGCGCGGGCGGUACGCUGCGGCGCGACUUCCACUCCACGCCCGACCUGGCCGCGGCGCACGCGCACCACCCGCCGCGCACGCGCUCCAGCGAGGACGUGCACGGUAGGUCCCACGCGUGGGCAAGCGGACGCACAGCGGACGCACAGCGGGCGCGGGCGGCGCGACUUCCACUCCACGCCCGACCUGGCCGCGGCGCACGCGCACCACCCGCCGCGCACGCGCUCCAGCGAGGACGUGCACGCGGGCGCGGGCGGCGCGACUUCCACUCCACGCCCGACCUGGCCGCGGCGCACGCGCACCACCCGCCGCGCACGCGCUCCAGCGAGGACGUGCACGCGGACGCACAGCGGACGCACAGCGGGCGCGGGCGGCGCGACUUCCACUCCACGCCCGACCUGGCCGCGGCGCACGCGCACCACCCGCCGCGCACGCGCUCCAGCGAGGACGUGCACGCGGACGCACAGCGGACGCACAGCGGGCGCGGGCGGCGCGACUUCCACUCCACGCCCGACCUGGCCGCGGCGCACGCGCACCACCCGCCGCGCACGCGCUCCAGCGAGGACGUGCACGUUCUGGCCGCGGCGCACGCGCACCACCCGCCGCGCACGCGCUCCAGCGAGGACGUGCACGGCCCAGCGCGAGUGCCGCCGCCGGCGCACCCGCCGCCGCCGCCGCCGGGCGCGCGCGCGUCCACGUUCCGGCCGGCGGACGCCGCCAAGCUGUACGCCGCGCCGCCGCACCGCCCGCCGCCCGCGCUGGCGUACCGCGCGCCGGGCCGCAGCGAUAGCGAGGUGCGGUUGGGCGCGCUCCGCUCGUGGGCGGGCCCGGCGCGCGCGGCGUCGGCCGACGAGCCCGCGCACUACGCGCAGCCCUUCAACGCGCACGCGCCGCUGCUCAGACAGAAUUCGACGCCAGCGCCGCCUAUCCCAGAGCCGGACUACAGCAUGUCGGAGUCGGACGAAGAAGAGCCGAAACCCAAAAGCGAACCGCCGCCGCCCGCGGAAACCAGCGCCAACAGCAACGCCAGCGGAAGCAGUUCGGGCUCCAGCUCGAUGCAGCACUCGUUCUCCGUCGACGAGAUCCAGAAGAUCCGCACGCGGCUGAAGUCGUCGCGCUCCUGCGGCGACGAGCUCGGCGCCGAGCGCGACGACGCCGACAACUCGUCGUCCGGCGUGUCGUCCGACCAGGAGGCGCACGCGCGGCCCGCCGGCGCCGCGCCGCGCCGCGACAAAGUCUCCUUCUGCGCCUCCGUCACCGUCAAGUCGUGCAACGACGUCAUCAGCACCGAGCCCGUGCACUCGUCCAGCGAGAGCCUGGCGCCGCCGCCGCCGCCGAUGCAGCGGCACAACUCGCUGACGCGGAAGCGCGCGGCGGCGGCGCUUGUGAGAGGCGCCGGCGCCGGUCGCGGUCGCUCGGCGGCGGAGCGGCUGGGCGUGGACGUGGACAAGGCGCCGGGGCGCGGGCGGCGCGGCGCCGGGCUGCUGGCCGCGCUGCCGCCGCCGCCCGAGGAGCCGGGCCCGCCGGAGCCGCAGCCGGCGCCGCUGCUGGCGCCGCCGCCGCAGUUCAGCGACCGCGUGCGCGUGGUGGCCGCGCUGCCCAAGCAGCUGGCGCGCCUGCAGUAG